Messenger RNA from Argentina anserina (silverweed cinquefoil), 1460 nucleotides. RefSeq lists its product as uncharacterized. Bases 145 to 1212 code for a protein of 355 amino acids. The record is from RefSeq and is a predicted model, not a curated record. NCBI's taxonomy places the organism in Eukaryota, Viridiplantae, Streptophyta, Magnoliopsida, Rosales, Rosaceae. The transcript is spliced from 7 exons.
AACUUUAGGGUGAGAACUCAGAAUUUGGGUGAACUCUGAAACCUUGAGUUUAUUUAUUGUCGUUAAACGUUUUGAUUGUCGUUCACAAUCUCCACUUGAACUUGGGAGUCACUUGCUGAGUUGCUGUUGGCUUUGAUUCAUAGAAUGGCGGAGAGGCCAAGCCGAGCUCUGGUUUUGUACGGAGAUGGGUUGGCUCGUUUCGUCAAUCCGUCAAACACCCAUUUCCACUCUCUCGCUUCCAAAGCUUCCUGCGGAUUCUUGAGCCUCCCCAAUGCUCCUCCCUCUGGUUAUUUUUCUCUCCUUAUUCUCUUUCUGAUUGUGGCUUCCAAUUCUAGCUUGUGGGUUCAAUCAAGUUUUCUUUUUUAUCAUGCUCAACGUGAUGAAAUAAUAUUCUUGAUUGCAGAAAGCGAGGAUGAAAGAAUAGUUAGGGAGUUUGCAGUACUGGUUGAUGCAUUUGAAGCUCACACUAAUACAAGUGGUAGUACCACUAAAGAAGAUAGUGGGGAGGAAACUAACAUAUCUAAAAGGUUCAUGGGGAUGAAAGCUGCUUUGGUUACAAACAAUGCCAGCUUGAAGUCUUUUGGUACCAAACUUGGUUUCAGCGUGUUGCCAAAUGAUGGUUUUAGCAAAAGCAGUGAGCCCCAAGGCGAGCUUUCAGUUGAUUAUAUGGCAUCAGAAUUGCUCAAGUUGCUUGGAUUCCAAGAAGGAAAGACACUGGAGUCGAGUCAAUAUGAUUUAGUGUUUGUGCAUGUUGGGGCUGGUGAGGUGAAUGUUAAGAAUGACAAGGCUAUUGCUGAUGAUGUGGAAUAUCCCAAUGCUUUGUUUGGUGCUAUAAUGAACAUAGCCAAACCUGGAACUGAAAUCAGUCUUCGUUUGCACUUGUCUGCUGUGAUGAGCUAUGGGGGUACUUCAGAAGAAGAUGAUGUCAACUUUUCAUUUUCAGUCAGUAAAGAUAGUAACAACUCUAAACUUUCAAAGCUCGUUCCUCAUCAAAGUUAUACCAUGAAAGGAGAACUUCCUCGGAAGGAUGUUAGGCACCAUUCUCCAAUGUUACUGGCCCAGUGGCAGCAUGCUGUGACCCGCAAGGACAUGGUUGAGACAUUCGCUUUCAAAGAUAUCAAGGAGCAUGGCGGAAAUCUUGUAAUACCGGCGGAUAGAUUUUUGCACGAAGUAGCCUUCAAACUUUGGAAGGCCCCUAAAUAUGGAGCAUAAUUAUAAAUUUCUUACAGACCAUGGUGUGCAUGAAUACUCAAUAUGAACACUGGAGAUAAACGCGAAGGGCAGAGCUGCUCUUUGCUGAUCUAAUAUGCUGUACUAAAGCUUUUCAAUGUAAAACUUAACUUUCCCAUAACAUUAUAAUUACAGUACAUGCUUGACAGUGUACAAUUUUGAUGGAAUGUGUUCUUUUGAUAUAUUUUCUUUCUCUCCAGCGUUGAUAUAACAUUUUGUUUAUCUGGGUU